Molecule: messenger RNA, 6418 nt
Organism: Cherax quadricarinatus
Lineage: Eukaryota; Metazoa; Arthropoda; Malacostraca; Decapoda; Parastacidae
Source: RefSeq, a predicted model, not a curated record
ACUAUAAUAUAUAUGUGAAAGGUUCUGGUCUAGUCUCAGAUCUGCACACUGCCAUAACAUAGUGAAGUGAGUGAUAUGGGAUGAAACAUAAACUCAUUGAAAAGCAGGCAUUAGCCCAGACUAUUCAACAUUAUAUCAGAAGAUAAGAGAAACUGCUGAAACAGGUGUAGAAUUCUUCAAGGGUAAAUUUGAGGAGUAUCUCUGCCACAUCAACCAGGCUGUGAUGGAUAUUUAGGCCAGUAGGCCACUGGCCUGGAGCUCAGCCCAGUGCUGGGCUCUAAGAGUAGAAAAACACUUGAAACCCAUCCACAGGUAUAUUGCUCUUCUAGCCACUCUAUCAAAUGCUACAAAUAGUUUCUAGCCCUUAUUUAAGUAUGGUUCCCCUGAAUGCUUCAAUGUAAACAGUUGGUCUACACAUCCCCAAACUUUUGUAAAUCAUCUUUGUUCCUCUGCAAUCCUACGUUCUUUCUUAUCCCUAACUUUUUCAAUGAUAAUUUUACAGUACCCUUUACUCAGAAUAUUCAACAGAUUUAUCUCCCUCCUCUACACAUGUUUGCAAGCUAUUCCCUUAUACAAAGUAAUUAUGCAUGCCCUUCCAAUAUUUAGGUAUGUUUGUAAAAUGUAUGCUUUAAAUUUUGCCAGAUUUUUUUUACAGUUAUGUACAUUCUGAAAAUAAACUUUGUGUGCACUGUACACUUAAAGUAUUAGCACAGUUCUUUACACUGAAUUGUGGCUAAAAUUGCCAUAUAAUUAUGAUGCAAAAGGAAAGACAAGCUGAAAAUCCUUUCUUAAUAUUCUUUUUUAUUUCUUUUUAAAAGCUGUCAUAACUGGGAAGAGGGAUAAUGGCAGGUGACAGCAGUGUUGUGUGUGGGUAACUGGUGAGCUGCUCCCACCAGUGGCGGUCUACCAGAGGAGACUUCUGUGUGUCACCCUUUAUCUUGGAAUGUCAGCUUGGGUCAUCUGGCAGCCAAAGAAAUAGUGUUGAAGGAGACGAACUUCACAUGAGUUCUGGGACGUCACUUUUUAUCUACAUACCUGAUAAGUGUAGCCAACCCCAGGCAACUACCUCUCAUCUUUGCAGUGGUGAAAGACCUGUGUUCCUAUCAUCUUGACGGAUUUUUCAAGGCUGGAGACUGUGACGAACUAGUCGUUGGGUUGUCACUCAACAGCUGUGACCCCCCCCACAUCAUCAGCAAUGGCUACAAUUUCUACAAUACGCGGCGUCAACAACAUCAACCAGACACCCCAGUCUAAUUGUACAUAUUAGCGUUGAAUUCAGAUAUUUUUAUUUUUUGUUUUUAAUUUUUCUUUCAAGUAGGAUAAAAGUUCAUAUUUAAAUAUUUUAUAUUUUCAGUUCUAACAAUAAAAUGUUUAUCUUUGUAUGUUAUUAUUCUAUUCAUUAAUUUUCCUAAGGAGGAGCCAGCCAUGGUAAGACCUACUUAAGAUCUUACAGGGUUGAGUAAGCCUUCACAAGUGGCGACCUUGCCAGGAUUACUCGACUGAAUCAAGGUUCAACUACAUCUCGAAUCUACCAUUGGACCUUCAAGGCUGCAUGCCACAUACGGUUACCACCAGCCCUGAGUAAUCAUUCUCUAUGGUAGGACUACAGUACAGGUAUUUAAAAGAUUUGGUGAUUGUUGUAGUCUCAAUUUAUUGUAAGUCAAGUCAAGGCAGGAUAUACUAGUUAAUUCUGUCGUCUUUGUUUAUGUGAGCUUGAAACGAUUUGGAGGAAUAGACUCUAGGGACCCAAGAUUUUCCAGUGACAAGUUGUUUCAUUGAGCUCUAUUUAUUAUAUCAAGGGUACUGCUGUAGGAGACACUUGAUUUGUUAGUGAGAAGAUUGGAUGGUCAAGGGAUCCCAUUCUACUUACUGUUUGGUCGGAGCCAGCAUAGAACCCUUCGUUGUCAUUCACACAUACUGUUUAAUCGAAGCAGGGAUCCAACCCUCCGAUUUAUUUACAGUUUGAGUGGAGCAGGAAUUGAACCCUCUUUUUUUUUUAUGUAUCCAUUUCAUUUUCCUCUGGUAGUUUAAGUUAUUCUUGCAAGUAUGGAGGAAUACCAGUUUUGGAUGAACACUGGGAGUAAGUUAGGAAUAAUGGGGAAAAAUUUAGAAGCUUUCAUUAGCUCCAAGAUCCAGGAAAGAGAAAGAAAGGAGAAAGAGAACCUUGAGAGAGAGGAGAAAAAGGAGAGAGAGAGAACCGAGAGAGAGGAGAGAAAGGAGAUAGAGGGGGAGAAUUGAGAGAGAGAAGAAAAAGGAGAGAGAGAGAAUUGAAAGAGAAAAUCAAGAAAGACAGAGAAAGAGAGGAGAAAAAGGAGCGUGAUAGACUUGAUCGUGAGGGGAGAGCUAAAGUGCGUGAGGAACAAGCUAAAAUACGUGAGGAACAAGUUAAAUUAAGAGAACUUGAGGAAAGAGCAAAAUAUAGAGAACUUGAGGAAAAAGCUCGAGAACGUGAGGAGAAAGGUAGAGAGAUUGAGUUGUGGGAGAGACAGAAAGAUCGCGAGGUAGAGAAAGCACGCCUUGAAUUAGAAAAUAAAAAGUUAACUUUUACACAACAGCAAUUAGAGGAAGGAGUAAUUGAACAUCAUGCAGCUAGUGCACAUAUUCCAGCACCUAAUUUACCUCCCUUCACAGAGGGGGAAGACAUAACUUCAUACAUUAUCAGGUUUGAAAAUACUGCUACCCUCUGUGAAUGGCCAGCUGACACCUGGGCUACCAGGUUAGGUAUGUUAUUUUCCGGUACAGCUUUGAAUAUCUAUGCAACUUUGUCGCAGGAUAUCAUAUGUAAUUAUAACUUGCUUAGGAAGGCAAUCCUUAAAGCAUACCAAAAGACCACAAAUUCUUAUAGGAAAGACUUCAGGUAUGCCACCGUAGAGCAUAGCCAAAACUUUCAACAGUUACAGGUAACACUCUUUCGUUUGUUCGACUUUUGGAUAGAGAGUUCAGGAAUUGAUCACACUUAUGAAUCUCUUAGAGACUUCAUGGUUGCUGACCAGUUCCUGACAGCUCUUCCCCACCAAAUACAAACAUUCAUUAGAAAAUGUAACCUGAUUAAAGCUGAGGAAGUUGCUGAGGCUGCUGACUUGAAUGCUGAGGCUCACAAUUCCUAUAAAGACCUAAAGGGAUCGAUCCCUAAGGAGAAUGGUUCACCUGAACCAAAGGUUAAGAAGCCUACAGUAGGAAAAAAGUCACCAGCUAUUAUACCAACAUGCCACCGGUGUGGUGGUAUCGGACGUAAACGUCCAGAUUGCCCUUCCAAGAAAAUAGAGAAAGUUGGCAGAUGUUUUGUUGACGGUAAUGACCAGGCACCCUUCUGUUCAGGAACGGUUAAUGGUAUAAAAGUUUCAGACAUAUUACGUGACACUGGAUGUACGCGCAUCAUAAUUUUGGACAAACUGUUCUCUAACUUUAAAACCUUUCGUGUGUCCUCUAUUCUUUCAGACUACUUGGGUCGUGAAAAUACUUUCCCUACAAUACGUUGUUACUUGAAAACUAAAUGGUUCACAGGUUGGACUAAUGCGGUACUAGCCCCAAUUACUUGUUCUGUAAUAGUGGGUAAUGUUAAAGGUGCCAUUCUUCCUUUGGAGGCGGAUCUUUCGUCAUCACCCGUGGACCUAAGUUUUCCAGCUCCUCGUCCUUGCAAGUUAAAUAAGCCCCUUAACCCUUUGAGGGUUUUGGUCGUACUAGUACGUCUUACGCGUAGGGGUUUUUGACGUACUAGUACGCAUAAAUUCUAGCGGCCUCAAAUCUAGUGGGAGAAAGCUGGUAGGCCUUCAUAUGAAAGAAUGGGUCUAUGUGGUCAGUGUGCACAGUCUAAAAAAAAUCCUGCAGCACACAGUGCAUAAUGAGAAAAAAAAAACUUUGACCAUUUUUUUGGAAUAAAUCAGCGACUUUGCAGUGUAUUUUCGUAUGGUAUUUAUUGUUGUAUUCUAGUUUUCUUGGUCUCAUUUUAUAGAAUGGAAGACAUAUUACAGAAAUUGAGAUGAUUUUGACUGGUUUUACAAUGAAAGGUGCCUUGAAAUUGAGCUCAAAGUAGCAGAAAUGUUUGAUUUUUACCAAACUUCAAAAGUAAACAAAUCGUGCCAAGCGUGCAAUACAUGUCAACUGGUGAGUCUAAUAUUCUUUCACAAGUGCACCAAUAAUAUUUAUACCAUUUUUUACACUAAUGCAGUAGUCUGCAUAACAGUAAAUCUUAUAUUUUUUGUGAGAAUAAAAAUUCAAAGUGGAAAGCAAAAGAAUAUAAGAGGGGCCUUGAGACGUGACUAAUGACUAGAGGAAAUGUCAUUUUAGUGCCAAGAAUGUCUUUCUUGUUUAUUCUGGACCCUAUUCGGAAAUUGGCAUCUUUUGAAAUUUGUGUGAAAUUGGCAAAAUUGCUAAAUUCUGACCACUGUACUGGAUAGUUGAAUUUCAUAAAUGGGUGGUUUCUUGCACCCAUUCGAUAGAAAAAAUGGAGUUCUAGCGAAAUAUUCAUGUUUUUUGUCGACUAGUACAGUGAAAUUGGCCGAAAAUGGGGCUCAAAGUGGGCAAAAUCGCCGAUGCGUGAACAUCGCCGAGACCGCUAACUUUGCAAGAGCAUAAUUCCGUAAGUUUUCUAUCAAAUUUCAAACUUUUGGUGUCUUUAUGAUCGGGAAAAGAUUCUCUAUCUUUUCAUAAGAGAAAAUAAUUUUUUUUUUUUUUUAAAUUUGGCCGACCCUGAGAACGAGUUUCGGAGAGGGCCUGUUGACCCUCAAAGGAUUAACAAUUCCAUACCGGAAGCUGCAUUGUCUCAUACGGUUCAUUUGGGGGUAGAAACAGAUGAUACUGCUCUCGAUAGUGAGGUAGCAGGAUCACCUGUUCACUCAUCAGGCAAAAGUAAGGGUAUGGCCUCCGGCACUCUCAAGUGUCUUGACUUGGGCUCAGACCAUAUCCCCGGCUUCUCCUACCUCCUCUUCUCCCACCGUAAGUCAUUUCAUUUUCCCAGAUUUUAUGUCCAAGGAUGACUUUGUCAAUUUACAGCGGGAUUACCCUUCACUUUGGGAGUGUCAUAAUCAAGCUUUUAACAACAAAGUUAUCCAUGGGAGAUACGUAUCACAUAAAUUUGAUUAUAUUAAUGGUAUCUUAUAUAAAUCUGUAUUUAAAUCUCAUUCUUCAGCGAUAGAUUAUUCCCUCCUUGUUGUUCUUAAACCAUGCCGAGAGACUGUUCUUCAAAUGGCUCAUGAUUUGCCAGUGACCGAACACUUGGCCCAUCGUAAGAUGUGGCAUAAACUCGAGCACACUUAUUUUUGGCCAAGCAUGUACUCUCAGGUUACAAAGAAGUAUAGUUCUUGCAGUAGGUGUCAGGUGCUUACUGCACAAAAUACACACACUCCUAGUUCCUGUAUAUUUAAUAAAUCUAAAACUUCUUGCAGAAACGAGAUACUCCACCAUAGAAAAAGAAUGACCCUUGUGUGAGGUAUCUCCAAACUUAAAUUUUAUUUACUGGGAAAAGAAUUCAUUUUAGAGACGGAUCACAAACCUUUGAUAUACUGUACCUAGAAACUUUUAAGGGAACCAACAGUCGCCUCUUGAGGUGGACAUUGACACUCCAAGCUUUUAAGUUUCAUAUUGUGUAUAUCAAUGGUUCAUCCAAUUAUUUCUCUGACUGGUUAAGUCGUGACAGUCAGUAGAAGAUUUGGUGCCUUACGCGACUUCCACGUGUUAGAACUUUUUCCUCGCCUGUUCUUCUUAUACUCCUCGACUAUAAGUCUUGGUAUGGGGGAGUGUGAGGAAAAAGUUCAACAGAUAGGAGUAGCGAGCAAGUAUAUGGUGACGAUAGUUUGAUUGCCCGUUCGCUUGUUAAGUUAGGGUCAGUCUAGCUCCCACUAUCCCCCCCCCCUUUUUUCUCCACCCGGAAAGGUGACGUGUGGGGCUUCGACCAAAUGGUAAUCACUUGACUCACAGCUCCCAGCACAACUGUAAGUAAAAGCCUCUGCUCCUGUUUUUAAUGGAUAUAGUGGUUAAAAGCUUCACUUUUAACCAAUUCUAAGACAUAGGUCAUGCUGCCUUAAUUUCCAGGUUUUGCAUUUCAAUCUUCGCCAGUCUUUUAAAUGCUUUACUUAUCAUGGAGAGUGAUUUCUUAAGCAGUGUGUAACUUUUGUCUCUUUCUAGCUUGGAAUGUCAGCUUGGGUCAUCUGGCAAUCAAAGAAAUAGUGUUGAAGGAGACAAACUUCACAUGAGUUCUGGAAUGUCACUUUUUAUCUACAUACCUGAUAAGUGUAGCCAACCCCAGGCAACUACCUCUCAUCUUUGCAGUGGUGAAAGACCUGUGUUCCUAUCAUCUUGACGGAUUAUUCAAGGCUGGAGACUGUGACGAACUAGUCGUUGGGUUGUCACUCAACAGCUGUGACCCCCCCCACAUCAUCAGCAAUGGCUACAAUUUCUACAAUGCGCAGUGUCAACAACA